CUAUAGUUGAGGGUCGAUGGUCGAAAAAGUUUGGCGACCCCUGAUAAAGGCGUAGGGAACACCACCUGCUGUGUUUCUAAUCAUAUGUCCGUUUAAUGAACAAACAUACGAUUAUAUGCAUUCUAAUGCUAAGAUGUAAUGAUGUCAGAAAUAUUUGGCUGCUUUUUUUAGCAGGUUCAGUGACCAUGCGCAGACACUCUUGUUGAGACGUAAUUACUAUUUAGCUGGAUGAGGUUUUUAUCAUUUACCUUGGGUGAGAUGCAAUUAAAGGUGUGAAUUAAUAUAAUUUUAACGUCUCUAUUUGUUAUAUUGGGGACUUUUAAUAUAUGACACCGGUGUCGUUCAAACGCGGGAAUAAUUAUCAACAGCUUCUACACGUGCUUCUAAUUAAGACGAAUCUAAUUAUAUCAGAUGUAGUAAUACCUCGUGUUCAGGUGAACGUUGAUCUCUAUGAAUAACACGAAGCGACUUACCUGAUUUGUGAUUUAAUAUUUCUCUUGAUCACAGCUUUAGUUGGUUGAUCCCUAUUUUACAGGAAAGGGGGAAACAAGCUUUCAAUCGAGGAACUUUGCUCGCCCUUCUUCAUAUUUCAUUUGGACCUUAGAUCGAAAGCACGAAUUGUUUGUAUGCGUGUUGUAGCAAAUAUUGUGCGCAUUUCUACUAUCCAUGGUGGGAAAAACAAACUGGAUUUCAAGAAAGGAUCCUGGUGAACAACAAGUAUUCUAAUGAUUUACGGAUGACAUUGGCAUCAAAGAAAUUUUCUUUUAUAAUGAAUACAUCUUCAACAUUUUUCAUCUUUUAAAGUCUUGAGGAAAAGUUUACACAGAACGCAUCGAAGCCUAUUUCUAUAAAUCUUUGUUAGAAAUUCUAUGAAAUGUUUGCUCUGAACUGAGAUUAAUAGCAACAUUUUUCUAUUUCAUUAGCUGAUGCUUUGCAUUCUCGUUACUCUUUGAUGACUUUCUAAAUUUGUAGCAUCUUUAGAUAUCUGAAGUUUGCAUUGAAAAUAUUUGUAAGGAAUAAACUAUAAAAAGAAGGAUAAAGAUAGGGGUAAAACUUUAAUGUGGUGAGAAAGGCCAAGGAUUGUUUCUAUUUUGAUUUCUCAUAGAAAUGCUGCAAAAUAUGCGAAAAUCAUUGUAUCGUUGUGAUAUCUGUGGUAAGUCAACCACUAGAAGUGCUGCCUUAGAUAGUCACAAGCGUACUCACACAGAAGAAAAACCGUUCCAGUGUGAUAUCUGUGGUAAAUCAUUCUGUCAAAAUAGUGUGUUAACUACUCACAAACGUAUUCAUACAGGGGAGAAGCAAGUUCACUGUGAUAUCUGUGGUAAAUCAUUCUCUAACGGAAGUGCCUUAAUUGUACACAAACGUGUUCAUACAGGUGAGACACCAUAUCACUGUAAUAUCUGUGGUGAAUCAUUCUCUGAAAGCAGUUGCUUAGCUAAACACCGAUGUUUUUAUACCAAGGAGCAGCUAUUUCACUGUGAUACCUGUGGCAAAUCAUUCUCUAGCAGCAAUUACCUAACUAGCCACAGACAUAUUCAUACAGGAGAGAAGCUAUUUUAUUGUGAUGUCUGUGGUAAAUCAUUCUCUGAAAACAGUAACCUAACUACGCACAAACGCAUUCACACAGGGGAAAAACCAUUUCACUGUGAUAUCUGUGGUAAAUCUUUCUCUGUAAGCAGUAGUUUAGUUGGACACAAACGAAGUCAUACAGGAGAAAAGCCGUAUCACUGUGAUAUCUGUGGUAAAUCAUUCUCUCUAAGCAAUCACUUAACUAGACACAUACGUAUUCAUACAGGUGAGAAGCCAUAUGAGUGUGAUGUCUGUGGGAAAUCAUACUCUGAUAGAAGUGCCUUAAUGAAUCACAAACGUAAUCACACAGGAGAUAAGCCAUUUCCUUGUGAUAUCUGUGGUAAAUCAUUCCCUACAAACAGUCGCUUAAAUAGACACAGACGUAUUCACACUGGAGAGAAACCAUUUCACUGUGAUAUCUGUGGUAAAUCAUUUUCUCUAAACUGUGAAUUAACAUCUCACAAACGUAUUCAUACAGGGGAGACACCAUAUCCUUGCUUCUUAUUCCUCUGUGUCAAUUUGCUUCUGAUGAAGCAAUUAGAUGAACAAAGCUGCUCUUUGUGUUUCUCUAGGCUGUGGGUUCGUUUAGUAUCUCAGAUAAAAAGUUGA
Molecule: messenger RNA, 2178 nt
Organism: Octopus sinensis (East Asian common octopus)
Lineage: Eukaryota; Metazoa; Mollusca; Cephalopoda; Octopoda; Octopodidae
Product: zinc finger protein 239-like
Exons: 4
Coding region: 1108-2178 (356 amino acids)
Biological process (GO): regulation of transcription by RNA polymerase II
Cellular component (GO): PcG protein complex; transcription regulator complex
Molecular function (GO): RNA polymerase II cis-regulatory region sequence-specific DNA binding; DNA-binding transcription factor activity, RNA polymerase II-specific
Source: RefSeq, a predicted model, not a curated record